Molecule: messenger RNA, 2973 nt
Organism: Aspergillus calidoustus
Lineage: Eukaryota; Fungi; Ascomycota; Eurotiomycetes; Eurotiales; Aspergillaceae
Source: the annotation of a GenBank genome assembly
AUGGCUGAGCCGAGUCGCCCUGCAACUGCUAGAUACCCGCCCUCUCGGCAGGUCCGAGGCACGAGGCUUAAUACUAUAAUUGAGGAUGCGCGAGAAACACAGUUUGCAGACAGGACCGGACGACGCAGUCCAACACACAAUGAGCGAAAAGUACCAGCACCACAGCUCAGGUUACGGACUGCAGGCCUCUCGUCACCGUCUGCGAUGUUGCGCAAACGCAUGUUCUCACCCCUGUCUGCGGGGUCGGUGUCAUCAUGUUCGGAUGUCGACUGGCAGAAUCAGAUGAGGAAUUUUGACGACCUCUACGAUGCGACGGAUGACGAGUCGGAUUUCAGCGACGAGUGCAUGUCCUAUUCGAGUACGCGGCCGACGAGUCUGGCAACGCCGACGACACGAAGAGAUUCUCUCACGUCUCCAGCUGCUCGCAAGCGAUUUCCGACCCUGACCAUCCCGUCGUCGAACCUAUGGCCGUCACUGCACGGUGCCGUCAAGAGCUCACCGGUCCCGCCGACUCCCCCGCAAAAGAUUCCGGUUUCGCCGGCUGCGCUGUCGAUGCUCGCUCGCUCGGUACCCGCAAUGCACGCAACUCCCUCGUUGGACGGUAGUGUGUCGUCGGACCAGGUGUCAAACAUCAGCACACCGUCAACGCCGGACUUGCGUUCUUUGCCAGAUACCGACUGGAACACGCACGAGAUCCACGUGCUCCCGGACCCGGAUGAAGAUCCCGACGAGAUUGCAAACGAGCUUGCCGAGGAGAUACCAAGCAUUGAGCUGGCCAUUGAAAGCGCCGACGAUGACUGGCGUCGCUUCAUCGGCGAGUUUCCACGGAUACCCGGCCAGAUCACUCCGACUGCCGACCAGUUCGAACUCGAGCCUCCGCGAGAGGACACUCCGUCCGAUCGAGGCGUUUCUCUCCCCGAGGGCGCCUUGGCGACGCUGCAGUUUAUCCCGCUUGAGGGCACGCCGGAGCCCUGGUCGGAGACCUCGGAAGACGACGAGGAGAUGUGGCAGCUCUCUGCACCGCCACCACCGCGUCGCCUCGACGAUGAAACGCCAGUUUCGGAGCUGUCAGAGUAUAGCUUCAGUGGCCUAAGCAUUCCGUCACCUGGGGGGUUCUUCAACUCACUCGGUGCUCGAGCGCGGCACACCUGGUCCAUUCCAAGAUCCAAUCUCCCACCGACGUCUGCUACAGCGGAGAGGUUCUACAACCUUCCGUUCCCCCGCGCUGAAGGUGAAAUCGUCGAGCGCGUCCUUGAUCUGCCUGAGCGAUCAAACGAGGAGCAGCUGACGGCGAUAUACGCCCCGCCGACUGCCAUCAGGAUCCCCGAGAGUCCGGCACACCCACCGACAGAGGGUUCGCUGAGCCCGGUUAGUGAAGGUGUUCAAGAACUUUCUCGGCCAGUCACGACAUAUGAUCCCGACGAGCAGGACGAGGACUAUGCAGAGGAACUACGCGAGAAAGCGCUGUCCAGCCUCGAUAGGACCAGCGUCUGGCUGGCUGCCCAGGCUUCGUACCUCGCCGCCCUCCGCGAAACCAACCCAGUCAACGAACUCGAGGAACAAGACGAGCCAGCCGAUGCUCCUGACGUGAAGAGUCCGCAACAGACGUCUCCACAUAUUGAGCGGAAGCAGUCCGUCCGCAUUUCCGAGGCAGUGCCCGAUGCUCCUAGUUCUCUUCCAGGUUUGCUGGCGAGCAAGGACUCGAUUUACUGGCGCGGGUUCAAGUUCCUCCUGGACCAGUCGCGGAAUCGGGAUACGUUCGUGCACCGCGCAACCCGCUUCGACGCUGUCCAAUCCACCCGCCUGGGACUGUCCGACCUGCACAACAACUGUCUGAUGGGCAAAUACGAGGUGGUCACGCCGAAGCGCCCGGCAUACAGCGGGCCGUUCUCGCAGGCUCCCCGGAAUUCAAUCCUCCCGACAGUCCUCGCCGAAAAGGCCCAGUUCUCCAUGGUCGAGAAGGAACAGUUGGUUCUUUCUCAGAUCAGUCAGCCGAUGUGGGCCAUGGAAGCCUUGAGGUACCUGUACGGCGGGAACCUCGUCUCCAGCCCAGUCCGCGAGCGUCUCACAAAGCGCAGCAGCACGAACACAAGCACAAGCACCGCCGCGCCCAAGAAACCCAAGCGGCGCCAGAUCCGCGUCCUCGACCUCGGCGGCCACGCCACAGCCGAGUGGGCCUGGCACCUCGCGCACGACUAUCCGGACAUCAAGGUAUACACCGCAUACACCUCGCACCAACAGGUCAACAACGCGAUCAAAGGCCCGCCGAACCACAAGCACAUCCAAGUGCCGAGUCUGUGGAAACUGCCCUUCCCCGACAACAAAUUCGACGUCAUCUCCGCGCGGUCACUGCCAGCCUUUCUCAAAACCGAGCGCCCGGCCGGCGAAUCCCUCGACGAGUACGACCUCUGCCUCCGCGAGUGCCGACGGUGCCUGAAACCCGGCGGGUUCCUUGAAUUCCUCGUCAUGGACGCGGAAAUCUCGCGCGCGGGACCCUACGCGUCUGCCACCUCCAUCGAGUUCUCCUUUAACCUCAAGAUCCGCGGAUACGACCCCGUCCCGACGAAAGGGUUCUUGAACCGUCUGCGGAAGCAGGACUUUGUCGGCAUCAAGCGCGGCUGGCUCUGCCUGCCCAUGGGCACAGAGCCACAGAAGCCCGCGCCGCCGCGCGAAACUCCCGAUCCACGGGUCAAGAGUCUGAUCGAGGACUACGAGGCCGUGCAGGGUCCGCUGGGGAGCACGGCGGAUGUCGCGUCCGUGACGGGGUUGCUGGGCGGCUGGGUGUGGGAGCAGUGGCUGCUCAAGCUGCAGAUGGAGAUGGGCCGGGAUAAGAGUAAGCUGCUCGAGGGGAUUGGGAGCGUCUUUGACGAGGGGAGGAAGACUGGGUCCGGCUGGACGUGUUUGUCGGGGUGGGCUAUGAAGCCGUUGAAGGCGUCAAGUUCGAACCCGCGCGAGCGCCCAUGCAUCGAUUAA